This is a messenger RNA of Oncorhynchus gorbuscha (pink salmon), 2789 nucleotides long. RefSeq lists its product as uncharacterized. Gene Ontology annotation, molecular function: RNA polymerase II cis-regulatory region sequence-specific DNA binding; DNA-binding transcription factor activity. Gene Ontology annotation, biological process: regulation of transcription by RNA polymerase II. The record is from RefSeq and is a predicted model, not a curated record. The coding region runs from base 294 to 2150 and encodes 618 amino acids. Lineage: Eukaryota; Metazoa; Chordata; Actinopteri; Salmoniformes; Salmonidae. The transcript is spliced from 5 exons.
UAUUUGAAUAGCCUCAUAUACCGUAAAUACAUAUACAGAUAUACAGAUAGAUAUCUUAUAUCUAGAAAUUAUACUAAAAAAAAUGUUGCAUUAGGUAGAGACCACAACAUCCAACAGUAACGUUUGCUAGCAUGCUAACACAGACAAAAGUGGUUUAGUUACCUGUAUCUUUGCAGCUAAUUUUAGCGAUUUUUCCUUUUGAUAGACGGAAUCGUAACACUGACCAACCUGAACAAAAGUAGCUAAAAGUGACUAUCUCUUAACUGUAGCUAGCUGCUCAUAGACACUUUACCAUGAUGUCCGCAGCCAUCAUAACCUUCCAGUCGCAGCUCUCCGGCGUCAUGGAGACGGUCCUUAAGUCAGCCAUGUACGAGAUCACCAGGCUGGUGGAGGAUAGUUUCCUGGAGGAGGUGUCCCGGAACCGGGAGCAGGUCGAGUCACUGAAGAAGCGGCUGCAGUGGUCGGAGAACAGAGAGGGAGACCAGAGGGGGAAGUGUGGGGAUUGUGGGAAAGCUGGCAAGGAAGGUCAUGAGAUAAGCUUAGGAACUUCACAGACAGGUGUGGAGAGGGGGUGUGGCCUGAAGCAGGAGAAGGUACCAGAGGAGGAGUGGAGCAGCUGUGGGGGUGUGACCAGGGAAACAACCUUCGAUGAUCUGGAGGAGGCUGAGGCCACCAGCCCUAGGAGAACCUCUGAGUCCACAGAGGUCGGAGGUCAGAAGCUGGACAGUCUGCUGAAAGAGGAGGCUCUCCACAACACUGAGCUACAGGAGAGAUGGGAGUUCUGCCUGGAUGAGGCUGAUGGUUCAGACGUCUCUGGGCCCAGUAAGAGUUUUAUUCAGCAGGAGCUGCAGCAGUGCCAAGAUGAGUGGAGAUCCAGUCUAGACCAGAGGCCUGAACUACCAGGCCCCGAGGGACACUCAGGGGACCCCACCGAACCUCUCUACCGCCCCCACUAUAGCAUGGAGGAACUAGGGGGUGACUUUGAGAAGUCUGGUUACUGCAGUGGCGGUAGUGGCGACCAUCUUCUAGACAUGGAAGGGCUGGAUAGGCUUCCUGGUUCUCCGUCUCAUCUGGGAGCGCUGAGCUACGGAGCUGUGGGUCACUACCAAGUGAACCUGGGGGGGUUUAAGGGGGGCGACCAUCGCCAUCGCUCCCACAUGCCUGGCCCCCAUCGGAUCCGGAGGGAGCAGGUGGAGUCGCCAACGCCAUCUCCCCACCCAGAGGUGGGAGACCUGAACUGCCUGUUGAUCAACGAGGAGGGGUACCUGCAGGACUCCAGUGUCUUGUACCCUGAACACGGUGUCCCAGAGUUGGGUAACAGAGCCAGCCACCGAGCCAUCCACUCUGGAAGCUCAGCCCACAACAACAGAAAGAGCCCGGAUGAUGCCGCUGACGAUUUUGGACUCUCUCUAAACCUCAGAGAUCGUUCACAAGAGCAGGUAACAGGAGUAGGGGGGAGGCGUCAUGCCUGCAAUCAAUGUACCAUGACCUUCCCAGAUGCUGGUUCCCUCAAGACCCACAAGCAGACACACAAAACAGGGAGAGGGACGAGUUCAGGGUCUGGGCCUCCAUACUCCUGCACCCAGUGUGGUAAGACCUUCACCCAGGCCUGCAACCUCAAGGUCCACCAGCGGGUCCACCAGGCAGAGGGACUCCACCUCUGCAGCCACUGCUCCAAGGGCUUCACCUCCUUCUCCGACCUGAAGAGGCACAAGUGCAGCCAGACCACAGACAAGCCCUACUGCUGCUCCAUCUGUGGGAACAAGUUCAGUCGGCUCUGGAACCUCAAGCUGCAUCAGCGCAUUCACACGCAGGAGAAACCCCACCGCUGCACUAUGUGUGACAAGAGCUUCACCCGGGUGGACAUUUUGAAGAUCCACCAGCCUGGACGACGAGUCCGGAACGACGAGCACAAUCCGGACAGCCGCUGCCCAUCCUUGUGGCGGCCUGCUCCAUUUGCAGAAAUCCUAUCCGGGUCGACCACAAGAGGAGGACUGCAACGGCGAUCACCAACCAAACAUCCACUGCCCAUUCUUGUGGUGGACUGCUCCGCUCUCAGAGAGCCUACCAAGUUCAACCACCAGAAGGAGACUGCAACCAGGACAUCACGUGGUCAUUAUUUUUAUGUUGGUUUGCAACUUGCAGGAUAAUCACAAGAUUGAACCCACCAGAGGAGGACUGUCACGACAUGGCCCUUUUGGGUGUAUAUCGUGGCUCCCCCUUUCACUCUCUCUCCCACAUCAGGUUUUACAACGGUCAUAAAUUCCUGAUUGAAACUCUGAAUAUGAAGGGAGAGCCUACAGAGAACAAAUACAAUAUCCUUGCCAAACCUCCUAAUCCCCAAAAUGGGAGAAUUAAACAAUAUUUAUAUUUUUGAGAAUGUGGGAAUGGUCCAUGGACACUUAUUUUAAGGGACAGUCUUGUCGAGUGUGUUUCAUUUGGUGAUCUCAUGAAGGACAGGAAACACACAUUACUGUGUCUUUGGUUGCGUAUACUUCUCAAUUAUGGGGUUUACAUCUAAAUGUUGUGAAACGUAUAUGAUUACAUGUUAAUCUAUUUGUGAAAAGAUGAAAUGUGAUGUUAGCCUUCUAAAUGAGAGUAUGGGUUAUCAUAUAAAGUUGAACUAGUCAGUGGCCAAGCCCUCGUGAGCACAGCCAUGACACAGCGUCAUGGAACGUCCCCUUUUCUACAGAGUAUAAAACCACUUCCGACAAAAUGUACAUUAGAUCAGAAAACACGAGGCGGUAACUACAUGUUGAACUGGUUAACUUCUCUAGGGUAGGGUGCAG